Messenger RNA from Closterium sp. Yama58-4, 1140 nucleotides. The record is from the annotation of a GenBank genome assembly. Lineage: Eukaryota; Viridiplantae; Streptophyta; Zygnematophyceae; Desmidiales; Closteriaceae.
AUGACCUCUCGCCGCCUUUCCAGCGUAUCUUGCUCGCCCUCCCGUUCCGAUCGUCAUCGCGCCGUCCGUCCUGACGCCGUCCUGACGCCGUCCCGACGACCGUCGCGUCGCGAUCCAGUCGUCCGUACCGUCCCCUCGAUAUCUCUCCGUGCUUCCCGUCGCCUCGCAGUCUCUCCCUUCCCAUCCCGUCGCCUCGCAACCUCUCCCUUCCCAUCCCGUCGCCUUGCUCUCUCUCCCUUCCCAUCCCGUCGCCUCGCAAUCUCUCCCUUCCCAUCCCGUCGCUUCGCUCUCGCUCCCUUCCCAUCCCGUCGCCUUGCAAUCUCUCCCUUCCCAUCCCGUCGCCUCGCUCUCUCUCCCUUCCCAUCCCGUCGCCUCGCUAUCUCCCCCUUCCCAUCCCGUCGCCUCGCUCUCUCUCCUUUCCCAUCCCGUCGCCUCGCAAUCUCUCCCUUCCCAUCCCGUCGCCUCGCUCUCUCUCCCUUCCCAUCCCGUCGCCUCGCAAUCUCUCCCUUCCCAUCCCGUCGCCUCGCUCUCUCUCCCUUCCCAUCCCGUCGCCUCGUUAUCUCCCCCUUCCCAUCCCGUCGCCUCGCUCUCUCUCCCUUCCCAUCCCGUCGCCUCGCAAUCUCUCCCUUCCCAUCCCGUCGCCUCGCUCUCUCUCCCUUCCCAUCCCGUCGCCUCGUUACCUCUCCCUCCCAUUCCGUCGCCUCGCUAUCUCUCCCUCCCAUUCCGUCCCCUCGCUAUCUUUCCCUCCCAUCCGUCACCUCGCUAUCUCUCCCUCCCAUUCCGUCGCCUUCGCUAUCUCUCCCUCCCAUUCCGUCGCCUUGCUAUCUCUCCCUCCCAUCCGUCGCCUCGCUAUCUCUCCCUCCCGUUCCCGACGACACGCUAUCUACCCCCUCCCUUCCCGUCGCUCUCCCCAACCCCGCUCCCUUCCCGUCGCCCUCUCACUCUCCGCUCCCUUCCCGUCGCCCUUUGUCUCUCCGCUCCCUUCCUGUCGCCCUCGAUGCAGUUGUCGCCCUUCUUCACACACCCCCCAUCACCCACCCCAUCGUCUUCCCACUCGCCACAAAAUGCCUUCCCGUCCCUCAUCGCUCUUGCUCUGCAAUGCCUCUCUGCACCCUUCCUGUCAAAUGUUGUAGCCUAUAG